Erythranthe guttata (spotted monkey flower) is the source of this 1277-nucleotide messenger RNA. It is a transcript of the gene WRKY23, whose product is annotated as WRKY DNA-binding protein 23. Lineage: Eukaryota; Viridiplantae; Streptophyta; Magnoliopsida; Lamiales; Phrymaceae. Gene Ontology annotation, molecular function: DNA-binding transcription factor activity; sequence-specific DNA binding. The record is from RefSeq and is a predicted model, not a curated record. Gene Ontology annotation, biological process: regulation of DNA-templated transcription.
UCUCUAGAAGAGUGCUAAAGAAGUGUGAGAGAAAGAAAACAAAAGGUAUAUAUUAUCGAUCAAAUGGAAGAUCCAUGCCCAUCAUCGUCUGACCAUUAUUAUCCAGUUAUGAGCAAUUUCUCACUAGCAGAGCUGUUGGAGUAUUCCGAAGAAGCUGAAAAGAGCUGCAGCUCCUUAGGGUUUAUGGAGUUGCUCAAUAUGCAACAAGACUUCGGCGGCGGCGGCGGCGGCGCCCCCCCUUCUUCUGUGUUUGAUGUGUUGCAACAACCCAAUUGUGUGGAACCCUCGAAUAAUAAUCAAAUCCAGGAUUCGUCCGAUCACGUGCUGAAUGCACCACCAACGCCCAAUUAUUCCUCUAUUUCUUCUGAAUCCAGCGGCGGUGGCGGCCAGAACGAUGAACACACCAAAGAGGGGGUGGAGGAAGAAGAAGAUGAAGAAGAGCUGGAGGAAAACCACAAGACUAAGAAACAGUUGAAAGCGAAGAAAACAACAAGUCAGAAGAAGCAGAGGGAGCCAAGAUUUGCUUUCAUGACAAAGAGUGAGGUUGAUCACUUGGAAGAUGGCUACAGAUGGAGAAAAUAUGGUCAGAAAGCUGUCAAAAACAGCCCUUUUCCCAGGAGCUAUUACAAGUGCACAUUUGCAUCAUGCAAUGUGAAGAAAAGGGUGGAGAGAUCCUCAGAUGAUCCUAGCAUUGUUGUGACUACAUACGAAGGCCAACACACUCAUCCUAGCCCCAUAAACUCACGGUCCUCCGCUGCCGCCGCCGCUCUACCGCCACCGUAUAAUUCCGGCUUCUCGAUCGGUGGUGCCGCCCGUUUCCAACCGCCUGCGCAAAUGGUUUCGGCUCAGAAUAAUAAUCAGCAACAGUUCAUGUCGUUUCUUGCAAACUGUGGAGGUGCACAGCAGUUGCUCUUUGGCCCUCAGUCUUCUGCUAAUUUGCUAGCAGACCAUGGACUUCUUCAAGAUAUUCUGCCUUGGUCCUUUAUUAAGAAUGAAGAGCAAUGAAUUGGGGAUUAAUUUGAUUGUGCAAUUUAUGUGUUCCUCGUUACAUUUACUGACUGAUUGUAGGAAAUGUUUGUAGAUGAAACUAGUAUGUACUGUUUUUUUAUUUUAUUUUAUUUUUUUCAGACGAUAAAUGGUAAUCUUUUAUAGUACAAAGUUGCAAACCCUAAUUGUUGGUGGCCUUAGUGUAAAUGACUCCAUUAUGUUAUGGAAGUGUGACAUGGGGCAAUUGUUUUUCCUAGAGAAGUGGGAUCUCAAAAUAUGGUCUUGGAAAU